This is a messenger RNA of Eremomyces bilateralis CBS 781.70, 2746 nucleotides long. RefSeq names its product Rho GTPase activation protein. NCBI's taxonomy places the organism in Eukaryota, Fungi, Ascomycota, Dothideomycetes, Eremomycetales, Eremomycetaceae. The record is from RefSeq and is a predicted model, not a curated record. Gene Ontology annotation, molecular function: protein binding; GTPase activator activity. The transcript is spliced from 7 exons. Gene Ontology annotation, cellular component: cell cortex. The coding region runs from base 155 to 2497 and encodes 780 amino acids. Gene Ontology annotation, biological process: regulation of GTPase activity; regulation of actin cytoskeleton organization.
GCUAUUACCGAACUCAACCCAACAAUCCACGUUGCCAGAGCUCCCCUCCAGGGAGUCGAAGUCUGCCACCAUCGGCAGCUUCAAUUCUGCAGCGCAAUCCGACGAGUCGUCUGUCAACACGUCAAUUGUCCCAUCGACGGCGCAUAAAUAAGUUAUGUCCGUUGCCACGCUUCAAGGUCCAUCGCGGGCUUCGACCUCGUCCUCAUCCUCCUACCAUCCCGUAUCUCGGCAAAACACCAUGUCGUCCCACGAUGGUGCGCGCUCCGUGCGCCAGUCGAAGCGAUAUUCCGUUACGGCCUUAUACUUGUCGAUGAGCGCGAAGGAGAAGGAUUUGGAGAUUGAAGAUGAUUUGGCGCGAGCACAGAAAGCUCUGCGCGAGCUCAAAUCGAAGAUUUCGUCUCAAUCGAAGAAGAACUUCGUGCUCGAGAAAGAUGUUCGAUAUCUGGAUUCGCGAAUUGCGCUUCUUAUUCAGAAUCGAAUGGCGCUGGAGGAGCGAGAUGAGAUGGCCAGCCAUCUGGACGAUGCGAUGGAGGUUCAGGAAGGGCAUUUCCCAAAUGACGACAAGACGCAGAAAUACGGCAAUCUCCUCUUCCUCCUUCAAUGCGAACCGCGCCAUAUCGCCCACCUCUGCCGCUUGGUAUCUUUGGCUGAAAUCGACUCCCUUCUUCAAACCGUCAUGUUCACCAUCUAUGGUAAUCAGUAUGAGAGCCGCGAAGAGCAUCUGCUGUUGACCAUGUUCCAAUCUGUCUUAACCUACCAAUUCGACCAUACCUCCGACUACUCAUCCCUCCUUCGCGCUAACACCCCCGUUUCUCGAAUGAUGACCACAUAUACCCGCCGAGGCCCUGGCCAAAGUUACCUCAAGACCGUUCUCGCCGACCGAAUCAAUGCGCUGAUUCAACUGAAAGAUCUAGAUCUUGAGAUCAACCCUCUGAAAGUAUACGAGAAAAUGGUGGAAGAGAUCUACGCCAAGCAAGGCAGCCUGCCACCGCAUCUACCGAGAGGCGUCACGCAAGAACAAGCUGCAGAGAAUGAGACGGUUCAGCAGAUCAUCGCGCCCCGGCUGACAACAUUGAUGGAGAUUGGCACCUCAUUCUUGACAACGAUUAUCGAUGGACUCGAGGAGACCCCGUACGGCAUCCGGUGGAUCUGCAAGCAGAUUCGCAGUUUGUCGAAACGAAAGUAUCCCGAUGCACAAGACCAUACCAUUUGCACGCUCAUUGGUGGUUUCUUUUUCCUACGAUUCAUCAAUCCCGCCAUCGUCACUCCUCGCUCAUACAUGCUGAUCGACAACACCCCCGGGGAGAACCCUCGACGAACCUUGACCUAUAUUGCCAAGAUGCUCCAAAACCUGGCGAACAAGCCAUCAUAUGCCAAGGAGCCCUAUAUGGUGAAGCUGCAACCAUUUAUCCAUAAAAACAAGGAGCGGAUCAACAAGUUCAUGCUUGAUCUCUGCGAGGUCGGAGAUUUUUAUGAGAGCUUGGAACUGGAUAACUAUGUUGCACUUUCGAAACGCGACCUCGAGCUGUCCAUUACACUCAACGAAAUCUACGCCACCCAUACCCUUCUUGAGAAACAUAUCGCCGAGCUGUCCAAAGACGAAUCAUCCCAUCUCAGCCAGCUCCUCGCCGAACUCGGAGCCGCGCCGGCCCAACUCCUCCGCAAAGAAAACCGCGUUAUCAAGCUCCCCCUCUUCAGCAAAUGGGAGACCUCCCUAGACGAUGUGACCGCCGCCCUCGACAUCACGCAAGAAGAAGUGUACUUCAUGGAAGCGAAAUCCACCUUCGUCAUGAUCCUCCGCUGCCUCCCCCCCAGCACCACCGUCACCCGCCGACCCCUCCGCCUCGACCGCGUCGCCGAAGCGGCCGCCACCACCAAGAACGACUCGGUCAUGGUCAAGAAGGGCAUCCGCAGCAUGGAGCUCCUCAGCCAGCUGCAAGACAUGGGUGUGAUCGAUAAAGACGACGCGUUCGCGCUCCUACGCGACGAAGUGGAGCAGGAACUCGUGCACCUCGGUAGCAUGAAGGAGAAGGUCAUCGAGGAGUCGCGGAAGCUGGAAGAGGUGUUCCGGACGAUCCGCGACCAUAACGCGUACCUCGUGUCGCAGCUGGAGACGUACAAGAGCUACCUGCAUAACGUGCGCAGCCAGAGUGAGGGGAAGACGCGGAAGCAGCAGAAGCAGCAGGUGCUGGGGCCGUAUAAGUUCACGCAUCAGCAGCUGGAGAAGGAGGGGGUGAUUCAGAAGAGUAACGUGCCGGAGAACCGGCGGGCGAACAUCUUCUUCAACUUCACGAGCCCGCUUCCAGGGACGUUUGUGAUCUCGCUGCAUUACAAGGGACGCAACCGCGGAUUACUCGAACUCGACCUGAAGCUCGACGACCUCCUCGAGAUGCAGAAAGAUAACCAGGAGGACUUGGAUCUGGAAUACGUCCAGUUCAACGUCACCAAGGUGCUUGCGCUGCUCAAUAAGCGUUUCUCCCGGAAGAAGGGCCGAUAAACGCUCGCCGUUCCCGCUUAUGGAGGCGACAUCCCUGCACGUCUUUCCUGGUCAUUGCGCUUUUUCGGUUUUUUGGGGUCGGAUAGUAUGGGUAGGAGCCGUGACGCUUUUCCGAUAUACCCCCUUUAGCACGUUCUUCGAGGAAGGGAGGAGAUGGACCGAGUCGACACUCACCCACCCCCUUGGAUCUUCACCAUCGUUCUUCCACCCCUCGAUCUUGCUUCUUGUGUCCUCGAAGAACUUUGUAAU